Molecule: messenger RNA, 1095 nt
Organism: Podospora pseudocomata
Lineage: Eukaryota; Fungi; Ascomycota; Sordariomycetes; Sordariales; Podosporaceae
Exons: 7
Coding region: 1-1095 (364 amino acids)
Source: RefSeq, a predicted model, not a curated record
AUGAGUGAACAUUGUUCCCCAAAAUUCUCCGCAGCAGAAGUCAUCCAGCGUGGCCGUACGGACGGCUACUGGGUGCGUGCUUUCCAGUUCUCAGCAGAAGACGAGAUGCGAGGAGUGCUUGUCUCUGGGUUGAACAGCGGAAAGGUUGAGUUCCUGGACAACCCCCUUGCUACGAAGCACUCGGGGGGGCCCAAAGAGUGGAAAGCGUAUCUGGUGGCUCCGGAUCCGGAGCACAAGGACCCGAACUUCCCGAAGCAUCAGGACCCAAAGCACCAGGAUUUGAAGGAACAGAACUUCCACACUCCUGUUGCGGUUAUAGGCAUGGACAUCAGGAAAAACGGGCUCCUGGAUGUCGUCAUUUGUCACGGGUACGGAGCUACCAUGAUCGACAGUUGUGAUCCCGGUGGCUUUAUCUACUGGUACGAAAAUCCCGGUCGAGGACGACUCAAGGAAAACAAACCUUGGAAGCGACACUACAUCGGACAAUGGCCAGUAAUGCACCGUUUAGAAACCGGCCACUUUACUCAGAGGUCGUUCUCAGAACUGAUCGCAGCGCCAGUGAUCCAUGGCCCCAAGGAUAAGACCACUCCUAUACCGAUACUUCGUUUUCAGAUCCCAAGUGAUCCAAUGACCGCGAAGGAAUGGCCGCGUGACGUGGUAGACGACCAGAAUUUCACUGUGAUUCAUGAGCUCGCGGCCAAAAGGUUGGACGGCCAAUCUGGCUUAGAUUCCCUCCUUGUAUCUUCCAGAGAGGGCGUCACCAGACUGUAUUACGAUGACGGCCGUUGGAAGAAAGAGCUUAUCGGUAGAGGCGAACCGAAGAGAGAAGACCAGAAAGACGACUCCACCACUCCUGGGUCGGGAGAUCACUGGGGCACUGGUAGCGCCGACAUUGGUAGAGUCGGCAGUGACCGGUAUGCCUAUGUCGCCACCAUCGACCCCUUUCAUUCCACAAAAGUCUGUGUCUACACCAAGCACGACGAUCCCCACUCACCGAGGGUCGAAGUGGAAGCGCCAUGUUCUCGAUACCUACGGAACACCGACGCAGCAGAAGCAUUGGGGAGAUGGUCCUGGUCACUAUGUGACAUGCACUGA